Messenger RNA from Anolis carolinensis (green anole), 3766 nucleotides. Its product is annotated as zinc finger protein ZFP2. Gene Ontology annotation, cellular component: nucleus. Gene Ontology annotation, molecular function: DNA-binding transcription factor activity, RNA polymerase II-specific; RNA polymerase II cis-regulatory region sequence-specific DNA binding. The record is from RefSeq and is a predicted model, not a curated record. Bases 524 to 2887 code for a protein of 787 amino acids. The transcript is spliced from 5 exons. Gene Ontology annotation, biological process: regulation of transcription by RNA polymerase II. Lineage: Eukaryota; Metazoa; Chordata; Lepidosauria; Squamata; Anolidae.
GCCGUUGGUCAGAGAAGCGUCGGCGCAUGCGCGGAAGGGGCGGGUGCUGUGAGGAAAGGGCCACUUCCUUGUCUCUUCGUCCUCCCUCUUCUCCUGGCGAGCCUGAGCCCAGGCCUUCCCCACAGACGGAUCCUGCGGCUGCUCCCACAGAGGAGGCCCGGGGAUUACAGCCCCAUCCAUUCCAGAGAGAGAGCAGGCCUGGCUGGGCCAACCUUGGGAAGACGGGACGGUGUGGAGACUGAAGGGGAGCUCCAUAGGAGGCCAGGUCGGCCUGAAGACCGGAGAAGCAGAGGCCGAGUGACCGAAGGGAGGGCCUAGCAUUUCCUGGCUCCGAAAUAAAUACAGGCCUUGUUUUUACUCUUAAAAAAAUCCCCCCAAAGCCCAUUGUUUAAUCCUUACUUCCUUUCACAGAGGCAAUGUGAUUGUUGCUUGAGACUUUUGGAGCAGAGCCUGUCAGUUGACAGAAGUGGGAGGGAAAGCAUCUUGGAUACAGUUUGCUUCUUCAUCAAAUAGUGGUUCCAACAUGGAGAGACCGAACUCACCUGGACCUGAAGCAGAACUUUGGAGCAGUGGGGAAUCCUGGGGAAAAACUACACAUAAGUUCCUGAGUGUGGACCUUUAUAGCUCAGACGUACAGCGCCAGUGCUUCAGGCUGUCCUCCUACCACGAGGGUGAGGGACCCAGAGAGGUUUGCAGCCGCCUCCACAAUCUCUGCCGCCAGUGGCUGAAGCCAGAGCAACACACCAAGGCUGAGAUGCUGGACCUGGUGAUCCUGGAGCAGUUCCUGAGUAUCCUGCCCCCAGAGAUGAAGAGCUGGGUCCCAACAGAGCAAUAUCUUGGUUUUUCAGAGUUUUGGCGGAGAAUCUGUUGCCCCAUAAGAGAGGAAGGAAAAUUAAAUUGGAUUUCACUUGCUGCUUCCUUGGAUACCACUGCAAAGAAUGACAGUCCCAACUCAACUGGACCUGUAGCUGGAAGAAGCCUUGAUAUUAUUGGUAGUGAAAGCAUUGUGGGAUUCUGGCAAAGAACUAUGAAGAUAUUCCUGAAGGAAAACAUGGCUAGCUCAGACAUACAGCGCCAGAGGUUCAGGCAGUCCUCCUACCAAGAAGGCGAAGGAUCCAGAGAGGUUUGCAGCCGCCUCCAUGAUCUCUGCCGCCAGUGGCUGAAGCCAGAGCAACACACCAAGGAUGAGAUGCUGGACCUGGUGAUCCUGGAGCAGUUCCUGAGCCUCCUGCCCCCAGAGAUGGGGAGCUGGGUCCAAGAGUGUGGGGCAGAGACCUGUUCCCAGGCGGUGGCCCUGGCGGAAGGUUUCCUCCUGAGUCGGGCAGAGGACAAGAGGCAGGAAGAACAGGCCCAAAAUAACUGCAUUGAAGUACAGCCUGAUGUCCCUUCUUCAGAAAAACCUUACUUACACUCUACCCAGAGUCUCCAGCAGAAGGAGCUCAAGGAGAAAGGGGAUGAGGCUGCAGCCCUGCAGGGGGCUAGAAUGGUGUUGUUGCCGAAUCUUUGGUCAUUUCUUCCCCUUUCUGAUGGAGUGGAACUGAAUCAGGGCCCCAUCGCCUUUGAGGACGUGGCUGUCCAUUUCUCCCCGGAGGAGUGGGUUCUUCUGAAUCCUGAUCAAAAAGUCUUGCACAUACAGAUCAUGGAGGAGAUUUGUGGGAUUGUGGACUCUCUUGCAAAUAACUGGAAGAGCAAUGUAUGCACCAAGCACAGGCAGCAUUUGGGAUACAAUGAGGGCCUUCCUAGACACCAGCAAACCCACAGAGAAGAUGGAGAUUCUGCCAGAGAAAGGCUCUACAAAUGCAAUGUGUGUGGGCAGUGUUUUAUCCAAAAUAUGACACUUGUGCUUCACAAGACACUUCAUGCUGGGAAAAGCCAUCAUAAAUUUGAAAUAUCAACAAACGGUGUUGCUGAUUACGAAUUGCCACAUGUGAAAGAAGAAAUCUUUGAAGGAACCGAGGAUUUCAUAAACCGGGAGUGUGGGAAAAAUUUUAUCCAGAGCUCAAACUUUGUGAAACAUGAGAUAUUUUACACAGGACAGGAACCAUACCAAUGCCAGGAGUGUGGGAAAUGUUUUGCUUACAGUUCAGACUUGGUGAAGCACAAAAGACUCCACACUGGAGAGAAGCCAUACCAAUGCCAGGAGUGUGGGAAAUGUUUUGCUUACAGUUCAGAUUUGGUGAAGCACAAAAGACUCCACACCGGAGAGAAGCCUUACCAAUGCCAGGAGUGUGGGAAGUGUUUUGCUUCCAGUUCUGACUUGGUGAAGCACAAAAGACUCCACACAGGAGAGAAGCCAUACCAAUGCCAGGAGUGUGGGAAGUGUUUUGCUGACAGUUCAGCCUUGGUUAGCCACAAAAGACACCACACAGGAGAGAAGCCAUUCCAAUGCCAGGAAUGUGGGAAAUGUUUUGCUUACAGUUCACACUUGGUGAGCCACAAAAGACUCCACACAGGAGAGAAGCCAUACCAAUGCCAGGAGUGUGGAAAAUCCUUUGCUUCCAGUUCACACUUGGUGAAGCACAAAAGACUCCACACAGGAGAGAAGCCAUACCAAUGCCAGGAGUGUGGGAAAUGUUUUGCUGACAGUUCACAAUUGGUGAGGCACAAAAGACUCCACACCGGAGAGAAACCAUACCAAUGCCAGGAGUGUGGGAAAUGUUUUGCUUACAGUUCAGAUUUGGUGUGCCACAAAAGAUUCCACACAGGAGAGAAGCCAUACCAAUGCCCUGAGUGUGGGAAAUGUUUUGCUUAUAGUUCAGACUUGGUGAGGCACAAAAGACUCCACACAGGGGAGAAGCCAUACCAAUGCCAGGAGUGUGGAGAAUGUUUUUCUCGCAGUUCCUACUUGGUGAGACACAAAAUACUUCACACAAGACAGAAUCCAUAGAUAUGCCUGGAAUGUGGGAAAUGUUUUGCUUGAAGUUGAUGCUUGGAGAAUCACAAAAAACUACAGACAGGAAAGAAAGGGUAAAAGUCCCAGAAGUAUGGGAAAUAUUUUACUCAGACUUCAUCCCUUAACAAGCACCAGAGAAUACACAUAGGCUAAAAAGCAUAUAAAUGGUGGACAUGUGGGAAAUAUUUUGUUUGGGGUUCAUACCUUUUGAACUAUUACACACUACAUACAGGACAGACAUCAUCCAAAGAGCUGGAAACUAAUAAAAUGAAUUGCAACAGGGAAAUUACUGGUUCUCGACAUUCUGGUAUAGACUAUAUCUUCAACAUUUCCCGAUGUUGGCUUGACUUUGGACUCAUUUCUUAGACAAUUCUCGUUUUAGUUUUGAACUCUGUUCAGUUUUCUGGCUUAUUUUUUUACUUGGGACUGUUUUGGAGAAUUCUUUUGGUUCUCUGGAUACCCAUAUCAUCUGAUUUCAAAAAGGACCGUUUGAUAAAUUCUGCCUAAGAUUUGGUAGAAUACCCUUUCUUGUCAUUUGAUAGGAAAGUUGGAGGUCCCGUUCUUUGGAGCAGCAGAAAGCAAGCUCCCUGUGACAAUCCUUCAGACAGUUAAAUACAACUGUCAUGUCACUUAUUUUAAAAAGAAACCAUAUGUCAUUCCAUCAAUGGUUCCUCUGGGCUUAGUUUUAACCUAUUUUAACUGAUUAUUUUAAUGUCCUACAAAGAAGGGCUCGUGUUCCAGUUUGGGCUAUUUAUAAUGGUUUUAUUUUAUAUUGUGCGUUUUAAUGCUGCUGUAAAUCACCUUGAGUCUGUUGGAGAAAGGCGAUAUAGAAAUUUCCCAAAUAAAUAAGUUUGCCUGUAGAGUAUUAAAAAA